Molecule: messenger RNA, 2750 nt
Organism: Tuber aestivum (summer truffle)
Lineage: Eukaryota; Fungi; Ascomycota; Pezizomycetes; Pezizales; Tuberaceae
Source: the annotation of a GenBank genome assembly
CUCCUCCUCCUUUCCCCUUCCCUUCUUGGGCCGACCCUUGCCGCAGCCUCGGUUUUGCUUUGAAGCGAGCCUUCGGCCUCGCCUCCUGAAGCCUGAGUGAGGGUGAGCACUGAGCGGUGACGUUGGAGCGUGGCUGGAAAUGGGCUGAGGGAGCCACAUUUCCUCAACCCAACAAGGCUACUGUCUCGCAACAAACCCUUUGUGCGGAAUGUGCAUCGAGACCUCGCUCGCCUCACUCAAAGUCCGGUCCCGGACGGGUUUUGCACAAUGCCAUUAUUGUUCACCGUGUUAUUGCUGCUAUGGUGUCUGUAGGACUUUGUGUCUAACUUUUGUACUCGAGUACGGCGUCGGUAUGAUACUUGCUCCUCUUCCUGCUCGUCCCAUCUCCGAGUUCCACAGGGCAUCUCCCAUUGCGGAGGCGUCCUGGGUGCUCCUGACGUCAUGGGGAAAAAAGCCAAGCUUUAUCGACCUCUCUUGGUAUGCGACGAUAUGAUGCCCUACUCCAUACAAUAUCGGUAACUUGCUCUCAACCCUCUAGCACUUUUCCUGCAACUUCUCCACCACAAUCUUCCACUAAUAGCUAUCACGGUCGAUUCCCCUCAUACAGUGCCAAUCUUCCGUGCCCGGGACCCUCCUGAUACAUGAUGGACGUUUACUACUACUUCAAUUACCGUCAGUCGCCUCUUUUGUCGGGAGUGUUUUAGCCCUCGCCACCAGCUGACUCGAUCGAUAGUUUCUGCCGGAUGGAUGAUGCUCGAGUCACUUCCGCUAAUUUUGAAUCCCACAAUUAUAAUUACCAUGCUAUCCCCUGACGUGCGGGAGCCAACCCGUAAGCCGGAAGCUAGCCUUAUCGCCCUGUCCUAGCCGCGUCUAAUUUUGAAGGCAGCAUUGGAAUCCUACCUCUCGCGAUCCUUGGGGUUUGCACUCAUCGCCUUUGCAAUCCUUAAUUUGUUACUGACGGGAAGUAUCCCUCUUGCGGUAAGGCCGCCCCACGCGCGAGGGCCAUAAGGAACGGAAUGCUAAGGAUGUAUGCCUAUUUCCCAGUCCUCGUUUGCGGCCACCGAAACCGUGAAGGGUGCAUCGACGGACUUGGAAGACCCAACAGCGCCAUACGCUGUCCCCUCGCUAUACGUAACGCUCACUUAUCACAUUGCCGUCGGCUUCUAUUGUUACCAGCAAUGGGGGCUCGGACAUUCCGCCGCUUAUGCCGUUGGCAUGCUCACUCAUGGCCUCUUCGCGGCCAUGGGAGCGUGGGUCAUGAUGUUUGCUAGUGCCGACGGGCGUAUCUAUCGAAAGACGGGUGCGGACGGCAAGUCUAGUAGCUUCCCAAUGACAAACCUGGAUGCGGAGAAGAAGAAGUCAUAAAGGAAAGGUGUAAGGGUCAAAUCAUCGUUCUGGGGUUUCAAAUUGAGCGGUUCAGGGGGGUUUGGUCCCGAAAGGUAUUACCUCCCUUAAACUACGCCAUGUACAUCUACCUCCCGCUCCUUUCCCACUUAUGAUACCGUCUUUUUUAUCAUGUCAUUGCGAGUUGGUUGACCCGUAACCAAGGAUGGUGGGCUCUUUUUUUAAUUUUUAUGUGACUGUUAUCACAAUACUAUCACUCGAUUGCGAGCAAUACAUUUUGUCCCUCCAUCCUUCCUCUCAUUACUCACGCCCUCUCAUGUCACGGCACCUAGCUGCAACCAUACUCGGGUGAUAUCCCAUGAACCCCUGUCCCUCGAUCGCCUCACAAAAUGAUUCCACGAUACAUACAGCAUCACACCCCCUCGCGUAGAAAAAUGUGAAACAUAGCGCAAUCCCGCCCAUUCCCGAUCUCUUUCUCUUUUCAUUUUUUUUCUUUCUCCCCGGCAAGGCAGUCGCAAUUGCAAUUACGCUUAUCGAUACCGGUACGUGAUACUAAGCCUCACCAGCCUACAAGUACAAGUACGCGCGAGCAUAGCCAGCCAGCCAGGCGGGGGGCGGGUCGGUGAGUAGCCGCCGACCAUUGACACCUACUGUACUCGUCGUCGUGCUCCGUACUUUCCACCAUUUCCUUUUUUUACUUUUUUUUUUUACCACAACUGCCGCUCGCUACUCUACUUUCACCUCCUCCACUCAUCUCAUGAUAUCGUAUGCACCCUAUCUUAAACGGAAGCUGACUAACGUUGCGUAAAUUAAGUCCUAUGUGCGAGUUUAUUUAUGCUCCCCCUUCUCUUCCUCCCUACCUCCUUCCCCGCCGGAUUGGUUACUGUACGAGUACUGUGGUACUUGUGCCGGUUGUGUUAUGUCACGGUGCUCUACCCGCUGUGGCUCCUGGUAUGGUACUGUAUGUACUGCACUGGUACUGGUACUGGUACUGGCACGAGUAUGGUGAUGCUCCCACCGCGGGCGCCUCACUUUCCUUCCCAUCCCUUCCUCGCCUCGCCUCGCAUCGCCUCGCCGGUGGCGGUUUCAGAAGCCGCUUCAUGAAUUUGCACUCGUGGGCUGUUUCAUUCUCGUUGUGGUUGUGGCAGUGCCUGCUCUGCUCUGGUUGGUGGCAUCAUACCGGUAAUAUCAUUCCUUUUUCUUUUCUUUUUUCUUCUUCUUCGGCUCUUUCCCCCCUCCUGUGUCUUUCGGAAGUGGGCUGAGAAAAAGGAAGGAGGGGAGAGAGGAUUCUGGCGGAGAGGGAAGGUGGUUUUUUUUUUUCGAAAUUGGAAUUUGGAUUAUUUGAUGAAUGUUUGGUGGUGGGUGGAUUGGGGGGUAUAUACUUGCAGUGGGAUGCCUUGUCGGGA